Purpureocillium takamizusanense is the source of this 321-nucleotide messenger RNA. RefSeq lists its product as uncharacterized. Lineage: Eukaryota; Fungi; Ascomycota; Sordariomycetes; Hypocreales; Ophiocordycipitaceae. The record is from RefSeq and is a predicted model, not a curated record. The coding region runs from base 1 to 321 and encodes 106 amino acids. The transcript has a single exon.
AUGCACCCGAGUCCGGACCAAUCGGGGCGUGCAACUGCGACAAGCGACGACAGCUCGCCGAUAGCCGUGACGACCGCCGGCCGCCUGCCGCAUCAUCAUCGUCCGCCUCAUCUGCUGACGAGAUCCCGCCGCCUGCGUGCGUUCUCUCACGCACUCGACGGCCACGACGGCGAGCAGCAUUCCUCAACUUUGGCAUCGUCACUGUCUCGAUUUAGACAGCUGUCAGAGCACGCCAUCUCGCCGCACACGGACCGCCCAUCGUACCCAACCAUCCUUGCCGCGGCCAGCUUGCGACGACCAACAUUCACAGUGCAGUACUAG